UGUCACUUUUGUCAUAUUGUCAAUUUAUUUGUUUGCCUUUUUGUUUAUGUUGUGACUAUGAUACGUGACUGAUAGAAUUUCCAAUUAUUAAAUAUUAAAUGUGCAUAUUCUUAACUAAUUUUUUUUAUAAUUUAUGGCUCAUGAAAAGGAAUUAUUUAAAUUGGAGCAGCCACAUGGGCCAGGGCAAGUGUAUUUCAGCUGGCAACAUGGCAGUGGAGGUUACCUUGCUACAACUGGAGCCGAUAAUACUGUUUGCAUCUUUAACAGACAUGGGAAAGUAGAACAGAGGAUUCGUUUACCAGGACAAUGUAUUGGAUUGGACUGGGAUUGCUAUGGAGACUUGCUGGCUGUUAUCUGUGCGAAUGCCACGACUCUGGUGCUCUGGGAUGCCAACACCACCAAAAAGUCUACCGUGGAGGUCGGGCUGAGGGACAAGCUUAGCUGUCUAGUCUGGGCUAAGACAAGUCCCCUGCUUGCCGUCACCACCCACAGUGGCAACCUUUCAAUAUAUAAUCACUCCACUGCAAAGCGUAUCCCAGUGCUUGGUAAGCACAGCAAGCGUAUAACAGGCGGUGCCUGGAGCUCUAGUGAUUUGCUGGCUCUGGGUUCAGAGGAUAAGACCCUCUCCAUCAAUAAUGCAGAUGGUGACACAUUGCGAGUGAUUCAGCUGCGCAGUGAGCCAGCUCAUCUGCAGUUCUCGGAGAUGAAGACAGAUGAACGUCUCUGUGGUGACAACACUGUAAGUGUUGUCGUUGGCAAGAAAACUCUAUUUCUCUACAAUCUGCAAGACCCAGACAAUCCUGUGGAACUGGCUUUUCAGUCAAAAUAUGGCACAAUUGUUACCUACAAAUGGUUUGGAGAUGGAUACGUGUUGCUGGGAUUCAGUGGAGGUUAUUUUGUGGCGAUCUCAACACACAUCAAGGAAGUGGGCCAAGAGUUGUUCCAAGCCAAGAAUCACCGAGACUGCCUCACUGACAUUGCUGUGUCUCACAGCCUCGCCAAGGUCGUAUCUUGUGGAGACAAUACGGUGAAAAUCCAUGAGAUGGCCAGCCUGCAGGACACGCCGAGUGUGGUAUCACUGGACCAGGAGGUAGAGCGCAUGGACUACUCAGCUGAUGGUCAGUUGCUUGCUGUGGCCACCCGUGGUGGUAGUAUAUCUGUAUUCCUGUCCAAGCUGCCUAUGCUGGCUGCUGCCUACAACAGUCGAGUUGCCCUCCUCUCAAGCCUCACACAGAUCACUGUCUAUCAGCUACCUUUUGACAAAGGUAAAACAAUGACUAGUGUGGUAGUAGAGGUGGAAGUGGAGCCGAGUGUGCUGGCUGUCGGUCCAUAUCACCUGGUGUGUGCCAUGAACAACCGAUCCUGGCUGUACGAUCUCAGCAGGGAAAGUGAGCCGACAUUGCUCAGUGACAGAGAAUACAUCGGCACUGUAUCAGCGGUCAGCCUCAACGCUGAAUACACCGCAGUCCUUCUCGGUCACAAGAUACACCUGCACUAUACAGAGAGUGGGGGCUCCAGUCAUGGCAUGGAUCGAGAAAUGCGGAUGUUCCCGGAUGAAGGGGAACAAUACAUUGUCUCUUCUAUGGCCCUCACCACUGAUUUUCUCAUAUAUGCUUCAGAUAUGGGCCAUAUCUGGUACUUCCUGCUAGAAGACUGGGUGCAAGUGACUGAAUUCCAACAUGUCAUCAGCAUCAAGGCAGUCUACCCUGAUAUGGUUGGCACCAGGCUCAUCUUUAUCGAUGCCAAGAGCGAUGGUUAUAUCUAUAAUCCUGUAACAGAUGACUUGGUCCUGAUUCCCGAUCUGCCCACUUCGGCUGCUGGAGUACUGUGGGACACAUGGCACCCUGAUCGUAACGUAUUCAUUGUGUAUGACUCAGAGAAUAUGUACACUUACAUCCAUAUCCGUGAUUCCAUCAAAGGACAGAGGGUGGUGAGGGUGGGAGUAACCAAGCUCCCAACAGAUCAGAUCCCCUUGGUGCUUCACUCUGGUGAGGUGACGUUAGAGACGUCAGGUGGCAAGCUGAACUCUGUCUGCCUGAGCACGCACACAACGGCCCCUGUUGCAGCUGCUCUCGGCCAGUCUGACAGUCUUCAUUCCAUCCUGGACCUGCAUCUGGCCCUCAUGAGGUACAAUGAGGCAUGGAAUGUCUGUCUAAUACUGGAUGAACAAGAAGCUUGGGUCAAGUUUGGCCAGUCAGCUUUAAGAAAUCUUGAUGUUACUACAGCUAUCCGAGUGUACAGACAAGUGGGAGAUGCUGGAAUGGUCUGGUCCCUGGAGAGUAUACAAGGUGUGGAGAACAAGAAGCUGCUUGCUGGACAUAUCGCCAUGUUCCUCCAAGAUUUUGAUCUCGCACAGGAUCUGUUCCUGGAGUCGAGUGAGCCUGUAACUGCCUUGACAAUGAGACAAGACUUGCUGCAGUGGGCUGAGGCUCUCAGGUUGGCCACCACGCUGGACCCACACCAAAUACCCUACAUCUCUCUGCAGUACGCCAAUCAACUGGAACUUACUGGAAACUACUCUGAAGCAUUGGGGCACUUUGAACGUGCUCUGACAGAUGGUGCCGGUGAACACAACGCCAGCUGUCGCAGUGGUAUAGCACGCUGUGCUAUCCGAUGUGGUGACUACCGGCGAGGCAUCACAAUGGCAACCGAACACAAUGCAUCCAAACAGUUGCGGCAGCAGUGUGCUGAGAUACUAGAGCAGACUAAGAAAAUGAAUGAAGCUGCAUCAUUAUAUGAGAAAGCAGAAUGCUAUGACCAGGCUGCAUCGGUCUACAUCCAAUUGAAGAACUGGACAAAACUUGGUGAACUUCUUCCCAGGGUUACAUCACCAAAAAUACAUCUACAGUAUGCUAAGGGUAAAGAAGCUGUUGGAGACUUUCGCAGUGCUGUCCAAGCCUAUCAGAGGGCCGGAGACCUGGACAGUGUGGUCCGAAUUAGUCUUGAUCACCUCAAGGACCCCCAGGAGGCGGUGCGCAUUGUACAGGAGACUCGCAGUAUUGAGGGAGCCAAGCUUGUUGCAAAAUUCUUCCAGCGUAUUGGGGACUACUCCUCAGCAGUGCGGUUCUUGGUGAUCUCUGGCUGCCUCAGUGAUGCAUUCCGGCUGUCACGUGAACAGGACCAGCUCGAGCUGUACGCAGAUAUACUAGCACAGGAAUGUGGCGACGGCGAGGCCCGUGCAGAAUUCCACAGUCUGGCUCUACAUUUUGAGACAGCAGGGAAACACCUGCUGGCCGGCAAAUACUACUUCCAUGCUGAGGAUUACCGCAAAGCCAUGAAGCACCUGCUGCAGGCGUCCAGACAAAGCCCUGAGGAUGCAGAAGCUCUCACAUUGGCAGUGCAGGUGGCAGGUCGGGCGGGUGACGAUGUGUUGGCCAACCAACUGGUGGAGCUGUUACUGGGCGAGGUGGAUGGCGAGGCGAGGGAUCCCAAGUACAUAUUCAAGCUGUACAUGGCAAGAGGUCAGUACAGGGAGGCUGCCAAGACUGCUAUCAUCAUAGCUAAUGAGGAGCAAGUCAAUGGUAAUUACCGCAGUGCCCAUGAUGUGCUUCUGGGCAUGUGUCAGCAAUUGAGGCACAACCAGCUGACCAUCAGCAGUGACUUACUAUCAGCACUGAUGUUGCUACACUCCUACAUACUGGUGCGUCUUCACGUGUGCCGAGGUGACCACAGCAAGGCUGCUUGCAUGCUGAUACGUGUUGUAGAGAACAUCAGCCAAUUCCCUUGCCAUAUUGUACCGAUUUUGACAUCAGCUGUAAUAGAGUGCCAUAGAGCUGGACUCAAGUCUAAAGCUUUUCACUAUGCUACAAUGCUCAUGCGACCUGAAUACAGAUCUCAGAUAGAACCUAAGUACAGCAAGAAGAUGGAGGGGGUGGUCAGGAAGCCCCCGCGGGGACCUGACAACAAGCUGGCCCCUGACCCCCCAGAGACCACAUCACCUUGUCCCUACUGUGAGUACAGCCUGCCGGAAACUCAGCUCAGCUGUACACAGUGCAAAAACACCAUUCCUUUCUGCAUCGCCACGGGUUGGCAUAUUGUCAGAAAUGACCUAACAAUUUGUCCUAACUGUAACUUUCCUGCUAUCUGUUCUCAACUGGAAGUGCUGGUGGAAGGUGGAGGCACAUGUCCCAUGUGUUCAGAGAUGGUCUAUCCUCAUCAGCUGGCAAGAGUCGACUUUGACAACUAUGUACAAACCUAUCUACAACCUCCCAGUUAACAUAUGCAACUCAUCAUCAUACUACUCUCAGCCACCUUGUCAAUUUAUUAAGUGUCUAAUAGAUACACAAGUAGUGAUUAUUAUAAAAUAAUUAACUUUCUAGCACAACAAAGAUUCCGAUUCCUGCAGACAUUUUGAAGUGAAUAAAUCUAGAAUGUAAACUU
Messenger RNA from Homalodisca vitripennis (glassy-winged sharpshooter), 4380 nucleotides. It is a transcript of the gene Oseg6, whose product is annotated as WD repeat-containing protein 19. The record is from RefSeq and is a predicted model, not a curated record. Gene Ontology annotation, biological process: intraciliary retrograde transport; cilium assembly. Bases 134 to 4216 code for a protein of 1360 amino acids. Lineage: Eukaryota; Metazoa; Arthropoda; Insecta; Hemiptera; Cicadellidae. The transcript is spliced from 27 exons. Gene Ontology annotation, molecular function: protein binding. Gene Ontology annotation, cellular component: cilium; intraciliary transport particle A.